ACUGUUUAUUGUCCAGUUCGAAUUGAACUUUCUUUCAAACACAACCUAAAAAAAUGUUCUUAUUACUUAUUAUAAGUUUAAUAACUCUUUAUUUAUUGAUAUAUUCGUGGUUUAAAAGAAACAGUUAUUAUUGGAAAAACCUCAACAUUCCUUACCCAAAACCCCACAUUUUCUUCGGGAAUUUAAAAGAGAACGUUUUUUUAAAAAAGAAUUUCAUCCAAAUUUACACGAAGAUUUACAACGAUUUUCCCGAUUUUCCGUACGUGGGAUUUUUCAAAAUGCGCACUCCAUCAAUUUUAAUUCGCGACCCGAAAUUAAUAAACAACGUUUUAGCCAAAGAUUUUUCAUCUUUCGACGAGAAUUUUAUGAAAUUGGACGAAACGUUGGAUCCUUUGGGUAGUAGCGAUCCAUUUUUUCAAACCGGGUCUAAAUGGAAAGCUACAAGGAGUAAAUUAAGUGCUUGUUUUACAUCGGGAAAGUUGAAAUUGAUUUUACCUUUAACCCUUAAAGUUACUGAUGAUAUGAUGAAAUAUAUUAAAAAUCGAUCGAUAAAUUACACAACAUUAGAAACGUAUGAAUUAAUGUGUAAAUUUACAACCGAUAACAUCGCAAGUUGUGGAUUUGGUUUCGAGGCGAAUUCUUUCAUCGAGGAAGAUGCGGAAUUUCGGAAAUUUGGUAGAAACAUAAUGAAACAAAGUGCGCUUAAUACGUUUUUAGCGUUUAUUUUUAUCUUAUUUCCAUCGUUAAUGACAAUGUUUCGAUUAAAAUUUAUUUCUGCGGAAGCAGAUGAGUAUUUUAGAAACAUUGUGAAAUCGGCUUUAAAUUAUAGGAAAACAAAUAAAAUAGUACGAAAUGAUUUUUUGGAUAUUAUCGGUUCGCAGGAAAAGAAUCUUGAUGAACUCACCGGACACGCAUUCACCAUCUUUUUGGACGGCUUCGAAACUAGUUCAGCAGUCUUAAGUUAUACCAUAUACGAAUUAAGUCGUAAUCAAGAUAUUCAAGAUAAAGUCCGAAAAGAAAUCGAUCAAGUUUUAAAUGAACAUAAUAAUGCUAUAAAUUACGAAGGAUUACAAAAAAUGGUUUAUUUAGAUUGUAUAAUUUCAGAAUCUCUUCGUUUGCAUCCUCCUGGAGCCGUUUUAAUGAAAACCUGCACGAAAGAUUAUUAUUUCCCUGCGAUAAACGGCAACGAACACGAUCUUUUAGUGAAAAAGAACACGCCGAUUAUUAUCCCAUUGUAUGGGAUUCAUCGGGAUCCGAAAUAUUUUCCAAAUCCGGAAGUUUUCGACCCGGAGAGAUUCUCCGAAGAAAAUCGGGCGAAUAUCAUAAAAGGGACUUAUUCCCCGUUCGGCGAAGGACCAAGAAUGUGUGUUGGAAUGAAAUUUGCACAAUUUCAAGUUAAAAUUGCUCUCGUCGCGUUGAUUAAGAAUUUUGUAAUGAAAGUUAAUAAAAAAACUCGAGAACCUUUGGAGAUUGAGGAGAAACACUUCUUGUUAGCCGCUAAAGGUGGAAUUUGGAUUGAUUAUUAUCAAAGACAUUAAAGCGGAUUUAAUAUGUAAUACAAAUAAAACAUGAUGUAAAUAAUAACGUCAA
Molecule: messenger RNA, 1590 nt
Organism: Onthophagus taurus
Lineage: Eukaryota; Metazoa; Arthropoda; Insecta; Coleoptera; Scarabaeidae
Molecular function (GO): iron ion binding; monooxygenase activity; heme binding
Source: RefSeq, a predicted model, not a curated record